UCUUUGGAAUUUCGUUGGACGUCGGCAAGGUGCAAUUUCUAUAUCUAUUCAUCUUUUCCGAGGGCGCUGUUUUCUCGAACUCGGUCCCGACGGAUCUCCGCUUGCUGUGGUACUGUUGGUGAGAGAGAGGGAGAAGAGGGAGAUGCAGACCCCUUUGAUCGCGGGAGAGGGCAGCAGCAGCAGCGGCGCCGGCGGAUGGCGAGGUGCCGCCUACCAAAGGCGGAAGUCCGUUCCGCGGAGGUCCGACGCCAUAACUUACGGAAACAACUACCAGAAGGCCGCAGCUCUCGUUGAUCUGGCAGAAGAUGGUAUUGGUCUUCCCGAGGAGAUUCUAAAUGAUACAAGAUUCGAAAAGGCUGCAAAGUUCUAUUUUGUCUACAUUCGCUUGGAUUUUCUAUGGUCACUUAAUCUUCUUGCCUUAAUUAUACUCAACUUUCUCGAGAAACCUCUAUGGUGUGCAAAGUAUGGCCACUAUUCUUGCGAGGACAGAGAGAACUUUUUCCUUGGACAGCUGCCUUACUUAACCAGUGGCCAAUCACUCACUUAUGAGGGAAUAACACUAUGCAUUCUUGCAUUACAUACUUUGCUUCCACUUGCAUAUGAGGGUUUCCAUCUUUACUGGAAGAAUCAUUUGAACAAGUUAAAGGUCACGCUUCUCUUGGUUUUAGUUUGUGAUAUGUUCAUAUAUGCUCUCUCUGUGUCACACAUGUUUGUUCCUUUACUACCUUUAAGAGUCGCACCAUAUAUCCGUGUUGUCUUUGUUAUUUUGACAAUCAGGGAUUUGUGUGGAUGUAUGCUCACACUGGCUGGAAUGGCUGGCACAUACCUUAAUAUCUUGGCUCUUUCGGCUUUUUUCCUCUUAUUUGCCAGCUGGUUAGCUUAUGUCACAUUUGAGGACACUGAACAGGGAAGGACCAUGUUUAGUUCUUAUGGAACCACAUUAUAUCAGAUGUUUGUACUUUUCACCACAUCUAACAAUCCAGAUGUGUGGGUUCCUGCCUACAAGAAUUCGCGAUGGUCAUGCCUUUUUUUCGUCCUCUAUGUGCUGUUGGGUGUUUAUUUCCUUACAAAUCUUAUUCUUGCUGUUGUUUAUGAUAGCUUCAAAAAACAGCUUGCAAAGCAAGUUCUUCAGAUGGAUACAAUGAGAAAAUCCAUUUUGGAAAAAGCAUUCAGUCUUAUAAAUGUUAAUGGUUUUGUGAACAAGCCACAGUGCAGUCGUCUGUUUGAAGAAUUAAACAAAUAUCGGUCUUUGCCAAAAAUUUCAGAAGAAGAUUUUGAACUGAUAUUCAGUGAGCUUGAUGAUAGUGGUGACUUCAAGAUUAAUUUGGAAGAAUUCACUGAUCUUUGCAAUGCCAUCGCAUUGAGGUUUCAAAAAGAAGCAUCACCAUCAUGGUUUGAAAAUUACCCAACAUUUUACCGGUCACCUCCUUGUGAAAAGUUCAAGGCUUUUGUUCAGAGCCCAAUGUUUGGAUACAUUGUGGCCUUUGUGCUUGUAGUCAAUCUAGUUGCUGUUAUAAUUGAAACAACGCUUGACAUACAGAACAGCUCUGCCCAGAUAUUUUGGCAAGGAAUUGAGUUUGUUUUUGGGUGGAUUUAUGUGUUGGAGAUGGCUUUGAAAAUUUUUUCAUUUGGAUUUGAUGCUUAUUGGAUGGAUGGACAAAAUCGAUUUGAUUUUGUGAUUACAUGGAUAAUUGUUGUUGGAGAGACUAUGACAUUUGCCUUCCCAUCCGUGCUUCCUUUUCUUUCAAAUGGCGAAUGGAUUCGCUACCUUCUGAUUGCAAGGAUGUUGCGCUUAAUAAGGCUUCUACUACAUGUCCAGCGCUAUAAAGCAUUUGUUGCAACAUUCCUAACUCUUAUUCCUAGUCUGAUGCCAUACCUAGGGACUAUAUUUUGUGUACAAUGCCUUUAUUGCUCACUUGGAGUACAGCUGUUUGGUGGAAUCGUAAAUGCUGGAAACCCUAAACUGGAGAUGACUGAUCUUUCUGAUAACGACUAUUUGCUUUUCAAUUUUAAUGACUACCCAAAUGGAAUGGUGACAUUAUUCAAUUUGCUAGUGAUGGGAAAUUGGCAAGUAUGGAUGCAGAGCUACAAGGAUUUAACAGGAACUUCUUGGAGUCUUGUAUACUUCGUCAGCUUUUACCUUAUAACAGUCUUGCUGCUUCUUAAUUUGGUUGUUGCUUUUGUAUUGGAGGCGUUCUUUGCUGAAAUGGAACUUGAAUCAGCCUCUGAACCACAAGAGGAAAAGGAGGAUCCUGCAAAGAAGGAGCGACGUCGACGAGUUGGUGUGAAGACAAGGAGUCGCACAGUUGACAUUCUUCUUCAUCAUAUGCUAAGUGCUGAACUAGACUCCCAGAGUUGCGAAGCAUAGUUUCACUAUUCCCUGGUACCGUCGGUGUCAAUUUACGAGUGGAGUGAAAACUAGUCGGUUCACCUCGGCCGGAGCCAGCGAAGGAGCUUCAUAUGCGUAUUCUUUAAUGGUGCAGUGUAUGUUUGAAUAUUGUUCCAGAUUGGUGUUUUAUUAAUUAUUUUUAUUUGACAGUGUGGUGAGUAAUUUUCUCUGAUUCUAGAGUAUUUGCAUUAUGCAUCAGUGGUCGUAUUUUGAGGUGGAAAUAAAUAAUAAUAAUAAUAAGUUUCUUUGUCUUGAA
Messenger RNA from Musa acuminata AAA Group (dessert banana), 2645 nucleotides. Its product is annotated as two pore calcium channel protein 1. Gene Ontology annotation, biological process: transmembrane transport; calcium ion transport. The transcript is spliced from 24 exons. Gene Ontology annotation, molecular function: voltage-gated calcium channel activity; calcium ion binding. Gene Ontology annotation, cellular component: plant-type vacuole; vacuolar membrane. NCBI's taxonomy places the organism in Eukaryota, Viridiplantae, Streptophyta, Magnoliopsida, Zingiberales, Musaceae. The coding region runs from base 143 to 2368 and encodes 741 amino acids. The record is from RefSeq and is a predicted model, not a curated record.